This is a messenger RNA of Prorocentrum cordatum, 2372 nucleotides long. The record is from the annotation of a GenBank genome assembly. NCBI's taxonomy places the organism in Eukaryota, Dinophyceae, Prorocentrales, Prorocentraceae.
CCCGACGUCUCCUGUCCCGUGGUGGUCCCAAUGGCUUGUCCCAACCGUUGUCCCGACGGCUCUCCGUGGCCAUCUCGGCUCCAGCCGCCGCUCCUCUCCGCGGCGCGCCGCCGCGGCCCGCGCCCUCCGAAUGUAGCGUCGGCGGUGCGCUGCCGCCGGGCGCAGCCACGGCGCCGCCCGCUCCGUGCCCCCGAUGCGGCGCUGGCUCGCCGCGCUGCUGCUGCUGCUGCUGCGCGCGCGCGGCGCGGCCGGGCGCGCGCUCCCCGCGGGCGGGGGCCCCCGGCCGGCGGCGGCCCCCGGCCGCCUGAGCGCCUCCGGCCGCCUGAGCGCCUCCGCCCGGCUGGCGGCGCUGGAGGCGCAGCAGGGCGGCCUCGAGCGGCUGCAGCUGCGCCUGUCGCGGCUGUCGGCGCGCAGGGGCUCGCUGGCGGCCGCGCAGGGCGUGCUCGAGGGGCGCGCCGGCGCCCUCGGGCUCCUCGCGCCGCCGGGCGCCGCGGGCCUCUCCGGCGGCCUCGCCUGGCGGGGCGUGCCCCUGCUGCAGGCCGCGCUGGGCCCGGAGGAGGGCCCGAGCUUCAGCAACACGGUGUGCGACGCCACCGACCCCUGGAACCCCUGCGCCCUCGUCGUGGAGUGCUGCGCCGUCCUCUGGGCCGUCGUGUGCCUGGCCGGGCUCCUCGGCAUGGACGACAAGGCCGUCACGCUGGGCUGGGACGACAAGGGUUCGGGGCAGCUCAGCAUGGUGCACCUUGUACUCCUUGCGAUGGUGUGUACUGGCCUAUUCUGCUUCAUGCUGGGGUUUGUGUCGGGGGACGUGUGGGGAUUGUCGGCGGCGGCGUUCUUGAUGACCUUGUCUCUGUUCUGCAUCGUGUUCGUUGGCGACGAUCCCUUCCUCACCAGAGCUCUGAAGGGAAGGGUUGACAGUCUGGGACUCGAGAACAAACAGUUCUCCGACACAGAGAAAGAGCUCAAGGGCAAGAGCAAGGACCUGGAAAAGGUUACGAGCGAUAUCGAAGAUCUCAAACAGAAGCUGGCAGGAGAAGACAUGCAUGGGCUCGAGGACAUGUUGAAGAUCUUGCACACUAUGUUCGCGCUCGAAACGGUAUGCACUUUCGUGCAGGAUUUCUUCCAUUCGGAUUUGGACCAGUCUGGUCACAUCUCGGGCUCAGAGUCCGAGUUGUUCAUGUCAAAGUUUGGCCUGCUCUGGGAAAUGGUCCCAGACAAAAGUAUCCAGGACGACUUCGCCAAGCAUGUGCGCAACAACGGACUCACCCUCUUCGAGCUGACUCUCAUCCUGGACGCCUUGAUCAAAGGGGACCCAGUCGCCUGCAGGGCCGAGCUCGAGAAGCUGAUCUCGGGCGACCAGGCGCCCCCGGCGCGGGCCGGCAGCCCUCCGGAGGCGUCGUGGAGGGACGCGCCCGCGCAGCUGGAGGAGGAGUACGAGGAGUACGGCGCCGCGCCGAGCUCGGGGAGCCUCUCGAAGUCGGCUGCCGCCCCGGAGGACAAGGGCGCUGGCGGUGCCAAGCGCCCGUCGCACAUGCGCUGUUUCCUCCGGUGGGUGUUCAUGCUCACGGCCGUGCUGUCGGGACUCAUCCUUGCCGUUGCUCUCGACGGCGCGAACGUCCCGUGUGCCAUCUGCUCCGGCCUGGCGCUCCUGCUCUCCCUCGGGCUCAACGUCUUCACCGGGCAGCUCGACAAUUUGAUGCAGUUGCGCCGUGAGGUUUACAAACUCCACGAGACGAACUCGAAGCUGAAGAAGAGCGUCGAAGUUGUUGGUGAAGAGGUGAGCAGGCUGCAGACGCUCCAGGUCGGCCUGGCACAACUGCGCUCGAAGUUCGGGGACAACAUCACGGCCGCGCGCGAGGACAUACGUUUGCGGCAGAGCCUUGUGACCACAGCUGUGGGUUCGACGCUGACCGCGAUAUUCAAAGACAUGACAACCAGGAAGAGGAAGGAGCGUAUCGACCCCUACGACAUGCAUGAGUUCGAGUACCUGGUAAAACAGAUGUUCCAAGACAAGCAGGGGUUUAACGUGGACGCUUUGAUGAAGCAGAUAUCGAUGUAUCGAAAUACUGGUAUGGACUCCGAGUCCCUGUUGUACAUCAUCGGGAUUGUAAUGAACAGCGAGCAGCGCUCUCAUGACAUGCGCGCGCGAUGAGGCAAGCCCACUGUUCGUUCGUUGCUCAUCGCCCCGACGCGCCAGCGUAGGGGUAUAAACUUUCCAGGCGCACCAGAUCGCGGAACAAACAUUGAGAUUCCGACGGAUGUCUCGAUGGUUGUCUAGAGGGUUGUCCCGAUGGUUGUCCAGAUGGUUGUCUCGAUGGUUGUUCCAAUUGUUGUCCCGCUGGUUGUCGCGAUGGGUAGAUAGUGAGAUCGGC